UUGGGGCUGCGGGUUUGGGCGUAUGGCCUCCAGAGGGCGACAAAACCCCGAGUUCAUCAACUCAUCAUCAGAGGCGGAGAUGCAGAGGAAGAAGCUGUCAAAACAUUGCGAGGCCGUGUGAGAGUCGGCUUUUCAACAUGAAUUGGUUUGGCUCCAAAUUUGCACAUUAUUUCCAGCACCCAUGUUGUUAAGGAGAAUGUAAACAUCUGCAAUGUCUCAGCCUGAGCAUCUCAAUGCAAGUCCCUGGGGCUUGUCUGAGUUAUUGGUCCAGAAGAGGCUGCUUGGUUUUGGGGCGCUGUUGGCCUGGAUGGUCUUGUUCCACCUUCUGGUCAACGUUUGGCUCCUCUGUGUUUUCACAAGCCUCUUAGUGGUCUUAGGUGGUUGGCUGGGUUCUCAGGCUGUCCUAGUCUCAGACAGUGUUGUUCAUCUGGAGCGCUUUAUUAAGCUGGAGGAGAUCCAAGAUAGUGCUGAGAGUGAACAACAAUUGGAAGAUGAAAUCCAAAAGACAGUCGAUAAAAUCGUACGCGACUUUGUCACAUCAUGGUACAGUACUGUUUCCGAUGAGCAAGAGUUUGAGGAUGAGGUUCACAAUGCCAUGAUCUCUAUGGCCAUGGAGCUGAAGGGUCGAGCAUCAAGGGUUGACAGGAAAACUUUGUCCCAGAGGGUGCUUGAUCUCUCUGGAUGCCAUCUUCAGGGCUUCUUGAGUGCCAGUGGAAAACAAGAGGUUGACAAAGAUGGAGAUCUCUGGGGGACAUACAGCAAACUCUGUCCUCCUCAUCCCGCUCUUCAGAGCGCUGCUGUCGAAGUAAACUAUGUACGGGCCAUUGUAGAUCUCCUUCUACAUGUUCUUGUACCUCCUCCACAUUUAGAAACACGAACAGGUCGAUUUGUGGUGGGCGAACUUAUAACAUGCAAUGUUAUUCUGCCUUUAAUUGCAAAACUAUCUGAUCCAGAUUGGCUAAAUCUUUUAAUUGUAAGCAUUUUCACCCAAUCCAGUGAACCUGGUUCAGAACCAGAACCAGUAGAAAUUCAAUCUCCACCACAGGUUGUAUCUGCUCAAGAAAAUGCACAGCAAGAACUUGCGGUUCCUUGCGUUCUGACCCUAAAAGUUACCCCAGACACACCCAACAUAACAGAGGCCUCAACGCCAGAACUUGCGGCUUAUGAUGUCAUUGAUUCCGCAGAACUUUUUUCUCCACACAACCUGGAAGAAGAUGAAUCUCGGACAACCAAACCAUUCCCGUUGGGUUUUAGUCCCAGGGAUUACCUGCGACUAAGCAAGCCAAAUCCAUUCUACCAAGAAACCGACUCCGAUUUGGAAUCUCCUCUGACGGACUUCAAGCGGGGCUCCUUGGAAUCAUUGGUUCUAAUUGGUACAGAGGAAACCCUUUCAGAAAGACUCACCGAAUGCGUCACUCCAGUUGACCCUUUGUUAGACCUUGAGGAUGACCUUCCAACUUACACCAAUACAGCAGAGAAGGAGCCAUCAGCAGCACAUUCUGCCAGUGUCCCAGAGGAAGAGGCAUCAAGUUUUUGUACUCUCCAGCCAUCGGAGAAGUGCAACUCGAGUAUAGACCAGCCAGGCCUGUUAAAUCCUGGUGACCUGGCUUUGAAUACACCCAUCCAGGUCACUUCACCAGGUGGGAUGGCGUCUCUGGCACCUUUCAACUUUGAGCCCCUCAGUAGUCCAGAGGGUCCGGUUAUUAUCCAGAACCUCCGCAUCACUGGUACCAUCACUGCCAAGGAACACAGAGGCACUGGAUCCCAUCCCUACACUCUCUACACUGUAAAGUAUGAAACAGCCAUGGACUCAGAGAAUCCAGAAUCGUUGCAGCCUUUGGCUUAUCACACUGUGAACCGACGCUACAGCGAAUUCCUCAACCUUCAGACCCGUUUGGAGGAGAAACCAGAAUUACGCAAAAUUCUUAAAAAUGUGAAAGGGCCAAAGAAAAUCUUUCCUGAACUUCCUUUUGGAAACAUGGACAGUGACAAAGUGGAGGCCAGGAAAGGUCUAUUAGAAACAUUCCUCAGACAACUUUGUGCCAUUCCUGAAACAGCCAACAGUGAAGAAAUGCAAGAGUUCCUCGCUCUUAACACGGAUGCAAGAAUUGCGUUUGUUAAGAAACCUUUCAUUGUCUCACGCAUAGACAAGAUUGUGGUGAAUGCUAUAGUGGACACUCUGAAGACAGCCUUCCCUCGCUCAGAACCACAAAGCCCUACUGACGACAUUGACGGAGAGCCUGAUGGAAAACUGUCCACUGACAAGAAGUCCAAGUCUAGAAUGAGGUUCUCUAGUAAAAUCGCACCUGCUCUCAGCGUGUCUGACAUGAAACCCAACGUGGUUUACUGCUUUGAUGAAAGCAGCACUGUUUUCAAUGGCUUCUUGUUGAACGAGCUGGAGAGCUUCAUCUCAGAGAAGGAGCGUUCUGAAGGUAAAGCUCCAGGGUUUGAUGCUGAUGCCGAGAAAAGUGUAGGCUCCGGACCUAAAUUGGAUUUGAAAACCUGUAUGUGUGCCAGACCACAGCUGGAGAAUGCACCUUCCUUCAGUGAAUCUGCUGAGGAGACGGCUCUAUCUAACCAGACUCUGAAUAUCCUGUGCAUGCUAAUGAAGAAUCAGUGGAGCUGGCUUUGCACAGAAAACAUCCAGAAGACCAUCAGAAUGCUGUUUGGGACCCUCCUAGAAAGGUGGCUGGAGGUGGGUGUCGGGAACCUGACCUGUACACCGUAUUGGGUGGUGUACCUGCAGGUGCUGCAGGAGGCCAUUUGGCCUGGAGGGAAUCUGCCGGCUCAACCGCGACCACAGCGCAGCCAGCAGCAGAAAGAGCACAGCAGAAAGCAGGCUCUGCAGUGCCUUAUGAAGCUCAUGCCAGAUCUGAUCUCCGAUAUGCUCGGCUCUGAGAAGUACAAGGUUUUUUGGCAGACGGUUGUGGAUUCUUUUCAGGACCCCACUGUAAACAGGCAUCUUGUAUACUGCCUCUGGGAUCUGCUAAUCGAGUUUCUCGUCCCCGAGGCCUCAGAUGAGGACUUUCAAAAAACACUUCUUCACAGCCUGUCCAAAAACGCAGAGAGGCUUCCACCAUAAGUGUGCUGGGCUGGAUGGACACAAACACACGUGCAUACACGCCCACAUUCAUAGCAUAUCCAGAUUUGUGGCCAGUGCUAAAUGUAAAUACAGGAAUGUGUGAUCAAGUAAGUGUAGAUUUGGAUUCAGUCAGUGCCUGGCUCCAAUUUGGUUUCUAUGUUUCUGGGACACACUUCCGGGCAAACACUGAUAAAUAGCCACCUGUUUUGUGUUUUAUCAAACCACAAGUCCAAUCUCUAAAGCUCAACAUACCGGAUCUGAAUUAGUUGCAAGUUCUCUAACUUUUAUCCACCUUGUUCCUACUUGAGCUCUGGGCAAAGCUCUUACAUAUGGAGACGUUUCCGUGGCGUCCAUUCACGUGUUUCCGGCCUUUCAGUCUCGAUGUGCUUUGAGUUUACACACAUUCCCUCCUUAAUCACAUUGAUACACUUGAUCAUUUUGCUUCAGGUCUUCUUUAGAGAUUCUGUAAACACUCUCUCAGUCUUAUCUCUCCUGCCUUCCAAGAAGGAACGCCAAUCUUUUCAUCAUAUUCCUCUUAAAGAAUGAAAGUUUUUUUCACAUCUGCUUCUGGUGUCACAGGAAUGCUGUACGUGCUUUGUGUGCUUUCAAAGUCUUUAAACUUGAUGUCUCUCUUCACAAACACUGAUUAAAUGGUUAGAUGACCACAUAAAGCCUACGAGGAAAACAAGGUUAUGUUGAUUAACCAAAAAUGGCCAGUUUUCAGAAUCCUUGUCUUAAUAUUUAUGAAGUAUGUGUACAUGUUAUCUGAAAGGGAUAGUUCUCACAAGAGUGACAAAUAUUUUUUUUUCGUUUUGUUCCAGACAUGUGUUGUUUUUUCUGAGAAAGAUGAAAAAAUUCUAAAGGAACACUCCUUUUUUGGAAAUAGGCUUAUUUUACAAGUCCCCUACUAUUAAACUGUUGAGUUUUACCAGUUUUAAAUCCUUUCUGGCGAUCUUCGGGUCACAGGAGCACUUUCAGCUUAGCAUAAAUCAUUAAGUCAAACUUUUCAUAUUUUGUCUGUCUUAGUUCAUGUCCUAGAAUCAAGCUUUACACAAGCAAAUCAUAGAAACUCUUAUUUGAUUUUUUUUUUGUAAGAUGCUAAUGGUCUAAUCUGAUUUUGUGAUUUAUGCUAAGCUAAACUAAAAGUACUUCAGCUGAAUGGACUAGUAAAACUCAGCUGUUAAACUCCAGGGGAUUUGUAAAAUUAGCAAUAAUGUUGCAAUUGUGAAAUUAGUAUUGAAUAUUCUUUUAAAAUGCCUUAUAAAUUGCGGAAAGGCAUACUGGCUUGGAACAACAUGCGGGUAAAUAAUGGCAUUAAACUAUCCAUUUAUUAAAACGUACAUCUUUUUAAAUGUACAAAACAAUGCCGCAGACUGAGUUCUAACAACAAAUAGAAGAGAAUAAGAGUACACUUGGUUUGUGGUUUACAUAAUUUCUUAGAAGUCUAGCACAAAAAAGAUGUCUUAAUCACCUUAAAGUGUUAAUGAUUUUUAGUAAAAAAACAAAAAACCCAGUAACAAAUGGAUGCUUGUGAAACUUUUUUGUCAGUCUGAAAAACCCUUUUAAAUGGAUUGUUCUCCAAAAAUGGUAAGUUACUCAAUAUAUAGUUUUUUUUCUUUUAAAGAACAUGUGCUGAAACUGUGUAGACCACAGUCACUUAUGAAAAUCCAAACUGUAGCUGGAUUUUGAGGGUCAAAAAACUAAGACAGGCAAAAUAAAUACCUUUUUUUCCUGAGGAUACAUUUAAGAUCUUAAGACCAAGGAAACAUUAAGACCAAGACUUUGUUGUUUUUUGUAGUAAAUCACCAAGGACCAAGUCUUCUUUAAUUUUCUUCUAAAAAAACUCAACGACUUCAUUGAUUUCCUUAAGAUGAGUAAAUUUACAGCUAUUGUUUGUUUUUAAGGCAUAUUGUCCAAUUAAUGUGUUACUAAUCUUUUCAUAACUUAAAAGUAUUUCUGUCAGUUUUUGUUUUAUUAGCACUGUGUCAUCUAGUCAACAUUCUGUUUGCACUACCUGGUGUGAGCCUGGAUUCGAUGCAUGCAGAUUUAGUUUCUGCACUGUGAGCCCUGUUACACUAAGUAUGCACUGCAAUGGCUUCAUAGUGUUGUCAUUACACUGUACUUUUGCUUAAUGCGCUGAAUGUUGCACUAUUUGUAAUUUUGUAAGUGAUAUAUAUAUAUCUAUUGUUGGCCUUAUGUUGUUCUGAUGUCUGUUGAAAUUAGAGAGUAAAGCAGUCAAUGUCAUUGAAUUAAGUGGAGAUGUAUUGCAGAGACAAUAUCACUUCUUUAUAAAAUGCUUUCAGGUUUGGUUAGCAUGUUACAUUUGUUAGUAGUAGCGUAUUCAGACUUAAUUGUGAUCCAGGUUAUAUUUAAAACCGUAAAACAGCUGGAACCAAAAACAAAGAUAUAUUAAAUUAGGGCUGGGCAAUAUGGCAAAAGUGCAAUCUCCAUAAUUAAUUUCCAUAUUAAAUGAUAACAAUAUAGAUUUUGAUAUAAGUUAAUGCUUCCAGAUUUUAAAGAGUAUCCCAACGAUGACUGAAGCCACAAAAAUUAGAGCAUCCAUUAAAUGGCUUAACAUUUUCGGCUGAUAAAUUUUCUUUGGCCGAAAAUUUGAAACAUCUUGAAUGUAUCAAAUUCGAUACAUCUCAAAAAUUCGAUACAUCUUGAAUCAUACAUCUCGGUGGGCGAAAAUUCGAUAUCAACUCAUUCAAUGUCCCAUUGUUGCACAUUUCUGCUGAUUAAUUGGCUCUUAGAUCAAUAUAGAGUAAAAAAGUCCAGAGCUUAUCGUUGUUAUUGACAUAAAUUUUAUUGCAAUUAUAAUAUCGUUUAUCGGCCCAGCCCUAUAUUAAAUGAUGCAAACAAAUCUACCAAAACAUGAAAAAAAAAACUAUUCUCACUUGUUAACAUAGACCCGAAUAUAAUGUUUAGCUCACAAUUAGUGCAAAAUAGAAAAUAAUGCUUUGACAGAAUGAUUGAAUGAGAAGAAGCCUAAUACUAUUGACAACGUGGAUACUUUUGGUUUACAAAAUAGUUUUUGCAGCAAUGUGAUCUUCGUUUGUCAGCAUUCAUGAGCUUCACAUGAUAAAUAUUAACAUGUUGUGUUGUGAAUAGCUAAAGCUGGGUGAUGUAUGAUUUAAAACGGGACUCCUCGACUAAAAUGAUGUAAUGAAAUAACAAAAAUUAUAUAAUUUUUAGGCAAGCCAUUUGAAUGAAUUAGGUAGCACUUAAGUAUGAAACCCUACUGUGAUUUACUGUUUCUUCAUUGACACGCUGUUACAUUAAUAUACCUGUCAAUCUGUUUUUCAUUCCAUCAAGUUAAUAAAUUUUUCCGUUAUUAAAGUCAAAA
Molecule: messenger RNA, 6428 nt
Organism: Danio rerio (zebrafish)
Lineage: Eukaryota; Metazoa; Chordata; Actinopteri; Cypriniformes; Danionidae
Source: RefSeq, a predicted model, not a curated record